AUGAGCCAAACACCAAUUGUUGUGGGUGCGACAAAGCCCUCCAAGUCCAGCCGCCAUUUCCUUUUCGGCUUAGGUUCGGGCAUGUCUACUGCUAUCAUACUACAGCCUCUCGAUCUUUUGAAAACGAGAGUGCAGCAGUCCGGUGAAGCGUCUUUGUACAGCUCGUGGCUAGAGCUACGUCGAUCUCCUAACCAGCUUCGCUCUUUAUGGAGGGGCACCCUUCCGUCUGCCCUUCGCACAGGAUUUGGCUCUGCGCUAUAUUUUUCGUCACUCAAUGCCAUUCGUCAGUAUGCAUCUCGGGCAAACGCGCCAAGGACUGGCGAGGGUGGUAUGACUGGCUCUACAGCAUUGCCCAAGCUUUCGAACACGACGAAUCUGUUCUCAGGGGCCGCGGCACGAACCUUUGCCGGCUUUGUACUCAUGCCUCUGACUGUUAUUAAAGUACGGUUCGAAUCCAACCUGUACUCAUACCCAUCUCUCUUCAGUGCUGUUAGGGACAUCCGACGACGGGAGGGCUUUCGCGGCUUCUUUUCCGGAUUUGGCGCUACAGCAAUCCGCGAUGCGCCUUACGCCGGUCUCUAUGUGCUCUUCUAUGAGAUGUUGAAAUCGCAACUCGGAGCCCUUGCAAAAAGUGGCUCAGACUCGGAUACCAAGACUGCUAUGGGCACUCCCUUGGCAAGCUCCAUAAACUUCGGCUCGGCGAUUCUGGCCGGAGCAGCAUGCUCUGCGGUGUCAAACCCAUUUGACGCAGUAAAGACGCGCAUACAGCUGCAGCCACAAAGAUAUCGAAAUAUGUGGCAGGCCUGGUAUAAGAUGAUUACGGAGGAUGGCUUCAGGUCUCUAUGGAGCGGCUUAGGAUUACGCAUGGGACGCAAGGCCCUCAGCUCCGCUUUGGCCUGGACCCUGUACGAGGAACUGAUUCGGCGAUACGGAUCAUUGUAA
Akanthomyces muscarius is the source of this 942-nucleotide messenger RNA. RefSeq lists its product as uncharacterized. Lineage: Eukaryota; Fungi; Ascomycota; Sordariomycetes; Hypocreales; Cordycipitaceae. Gene Ontology annotation, cellular component: mitochondrion; mitochondrial inner membrane. Gene Ontology annotation, biological process: glycine import into mitochondrion. Gene Ontology annotation, molecular function: glycine transmembrane transporter activity. Bases 1 to 942 code for a protein of 313 amino acids. The transcript has 2 exons. The record is from RefSeq and is a predicted model, not a curated record.